Messenger RNA from Osmia bicornis bicornis, 381 nucleotides. Its product is annotated as pyruvate dehydrogenase E1 component subunit alpha, mitochondrial-like. Gene Ontology annotation, molecular function: oxidoreductase activity, acting on the aldehyde or oxo group of donors, disulfide as acceptor. The record is from RefSeq and is a predicted model, not a curated record. Bases 1 to 381 code for a protein of 126 amino acids. The transcript has a single exon. NCBI's taxonomy places the organism in Eukaryota, Metazoa, Arthropoda, Insecta, Hymenoptera, Megachilidae.
AUGGUCACGUAUCGGUACUUUGGACACAGCAUGAGCGAUCCUGGCACCUCGUAUCGUACCAGAGACGAAGUGAAAAGCGUCAGAGACGAACGAGAUCCGAUCAAGUUGUUUAUCCAGGUGCUCGUAGAGAACGGCUUGAAAACUUCAGCUGAAAUUCAAGUAAGUUCGCGGAGAGACACAACAGCAAGAUCGCGAGGAUUAAUCGAGUCUCGUUUAUAUAUUCUGGUAAAGCAAAUACAAGAUAGCGUGAACAAGGUUGUAGACGAGGAAUUGGAACAAGCUAAAGCCGAUCCACCUCCAGAAAUGUCAGAAAUCGCGGCAAACGUUUAUGUAAAACCUUUGGAAAAAAUCCGUGGCAAAGUGCCCUGGGAAGUUCAUUGA